AUGCACAGCCGUGCUGCCUCGGCGACUGAUAUGAAGACCCUUGCAACCCAGGCAGCAAGUCUGUUCAAUGGUCCUCCUUUACCUCCUAAAACUCCUGCAGAGGAGAAGCAGGACGAUUUCUUCACGCAAUUGCACAAUGACCCUCGUAUCAAGCCUAGUGACCCGCGCUCACUUGCUCGUACUGAAGCAGCUCCUCCGGAAUGGGGUGCUGCUGCUCAGUUCCUGAACCAACCCAAAUCUACCGCUGGCCCUCUUCCCUCUGGUAGCAUUCUUGAUUACGUCAAGUCCGAGAAGAAGGAUCCGGAAUUAGUAGCCAAGUACACUGCCCAGAGGAAACGCAGGCCGACCACUGGCACUUCACGCAGAGGAAGUAACGAGCGAAACUUUGCCAGAAAGACUUGGACGGUAGAACCUGCCAUCCAAGGAAAUGGUGGUUUGAUCAAUGCCGUUCGCGCCCACGACGCUCUGAGAUCUGAUGAAGACUUCCAGAAGAUCUGGGUCGGUACCCUUGGNUUUCCUACUGACGCUCUGCUCGAUUCCAAGAAGGAGGAGAUCUCUGACAGACUGGCCAACGAAUACGACGCUGUGACUGUCUACCCUUCGGAUCGUGAUAUUGAUGGACACUACACUCAUUACUGCAAGACCAUUCUCUGGCCAGUUUUCCACUAUCAGAUUCCCGACCAUCCCAAGAGCAAGGCCUAUGAAGACCAUUCCUGGGAGUUUUACAGAAACGUUAACCAGAAUUUCGCCGACAAGAUCAUUGCGAAUUACAAGCGUGGCGAUGUCAUCUGGGUCCACGACUACCACCUUCUCCUUGUCCCGGGUAUGAUCCGUAAGAAGUUGCCUGAUGCUCAAAUUGGCUUCUUCCUUCACGCAGCCUUCCCUUCCUCUGAGGUAUUUAGAUGUCUCUCAACCCGUACGGAGCUUCUCGAGGGUAUGCUUGGUGCCAACCUUGUUGCUUUCCAAACCAAAGAAUACGCACACCACUUCCUGCAGACUUGCAGUCGUCUCCUCACUGUCGAGGCUACUCCUGAGGGAGUGCAACUGGAAGAGCGUUUCGUUAAUGUCAGCCACGAACCCAUCGGCGUUGAUCCUGAAGGAAUGGCCAAGGCUAGAGAAGAGCCUGAGGUAAAGGAGUGGAUCAAGGUGAUUCAGGAUAGAUACAAGGGCAAGCAUUUGAUUGUUGCUCGUGACAAGCUGGACAAUGUCAGAGGCGUCAGACAGAAGUUACUCGCUUUUGAGCUGUUCCUCAACAAAUACCCACAGUGGCGUCAAAACGUAAGUACUGUACCUCUCAAAUCCUGUUACGUGUCUAACAUCAUUCAUGCANNGGUUGUCCUUUUACAAGUCGCUACAUCUACCACCGAGAACAGCGAGCUUCUAGCAACUGUUUCGGACAUCAAUACACGUAUCGACUCCGUACACUCGACGCUUGCGCACCAGCCUUUGGUUUUCCUGAAGCAGGACAUCUCGUUCUCGCAAUAUGUGGCUCUGCUCACUGUUGCUGAUGUUAUGAUGAUUACUUCUCUUCGUGAAGGUAUGAAUCUGACGGCUCACGAAUUCAUCCUGUGUCAGGAUGGAGCUACGACAGAGAAGAAGUUUGGUCCUUUGAUCCUCAGCGAGUUCACUGGUAGUGCCUCAGUAUUUGGUGGCAGUGAAAUUUCUGUAAACCCUUGGGAUUACCAGAAGUGUGCUGAGGCUAUUAAGCUCGCUUUGGAGAUGUCUCCUGAGGAGAAGGAACGCCGUUACAACAAGCUUUCAGAUGUUGUGCACAAGCAGACUGGAGACUAUUGGGCUACCCGCUUGGGUGACUCCCUCUCGAAGGCCACCAAGGAACAGUUUUCUCGCGACGCAAUGUCAAUUCCNCGUCUGUCAGUUACUUCACUCGCUCAGAAGUACAAGGAGGCAGAGCGCAGAGUCUUCAUUCUGGACUACGAAGGUACACUUGCUACAUACGGCACAGACAAGGACGUUGUCUUGACUUCNCCUCAGCGUGUCCUUGACACACUUAAUGAGCUGUUGUCUGACAAGAAGAACAUCGUCUAUGUCAUGUCAGGUCGUACACCCGAGGAGUUGCAGCGCCUCUUCCGUCAAGUGCCCAACCUCGGCGUUAUUGCAGAGAAUGGGUGUUUCUUGCGCGAAUGGGGUGUCUCUGACGAUGAGUGGACUGCCUUCGCAGACGUCGAUGCAUGUGCUUCUUGGAAGAAAGAUGUCAAGUCGAUCUUCCAGUACUACUCCGAGCGUGUGGAGGGAUCGUGGAUUGAAGAGCGUCACUGCUCACUCGUCUUCCACUACGAGAAGGCCGCGGACCCAGAGGCCGCUCGUGCUCAGGCAGGUGACUGCGCUAACCAUAUCAACGACAGCUGCCAGAGCUACAGGGUGCAGGCCAUUCCUACUAGCAAGGCAGUCACCGUGGAAUCACUCGACUGGAGCAAGGGCUCAGCGGCUACGAGGAUCUUCGAGAAGCUUCGUGAGAAGAAUGUCGAAGGCAAGGGACGUACACCACCUGACUUCCUGCUGGUAGCUGGUAACGACCGUGAGGACGAGACCAUCUUCCAGUGGGCCAACAGCCUUUCAGAGCAGGGCAAGAUAGGCCAUGUGACCACUGUGUCAGUGGGCAAGCGCAACACCCAGGCCAUGACUACUAUCACUCAGGGCACGACUGGUCUCAUCAGUGCGCUUCAAAAGCUGUCGAACUAUUCGUACGAAUCUGCCCCUGAGGGAUCUGGCGGCCGUCGCCCAUCUGUUCUCCUUACUACUGGUUCUUAG
Aureobasidium vineae is the source of this 2769-nucleotide messenger RNA. NCBI's taxonomy places the organism in Eukaryota, Fungi, Ascomycota, Dothideomycetes, Dothideales, Saccotheciaceae. The record is from the annotation of a GenBank genome assembly.